Molecule: messenger RNA, 754 nt
Organism: Stomoxys calcitrans (stable fly)
Lineage: Eukaryota; Metazoa; Arthropoda; Insecta; Diptera; Muscidae
Exons: 2
Coding region: 41-550 (169 amino acids)
Source: RefSeq, a predicted model, not a curated record
CAGGAAGCUGUCGUUGGGAGUGAAGAAGAAAGAAAGCGCCAUGGCGGCUAAGCCGCUCAUUUUGGCGCAUGUGGUGUCUGAUAAUUUCAAGUCGAUUAAGACUAAGGAGAAAUUGUAUGAUGUCAAUAGGAGAAUGCUUGAGGAAAAUAUGGAUGAAGCGUGUGCAAGUGAAAUGAUUGCUGAGGGUGCUGCUAUUGAAUGUACCGUUGGGAGUAUUGGAAGUGUUGGUGCGAGCUGCGACAAGAUAUUGGAAAGCAAUGUUGCUAGUGGUAUGAGUGGUGAGAUGUGUGCUGGUGUGAGUGCUGCGACUGGAAGUAGAAGGAAGGAUGCCGCUAAAACAGGUAACGGGGUAUCUAGAGGACGGGAGGGGGAAGAUGAUAUGCAGAAUAAGAGAAGAAGAACAGAGGAGAAUGUGAUAAUUACUUAUAAUGAGGGGCAUGUUGGUGACUUUGCUGUCCUUGUCGAUACAUCAAAGUCUGAUGAAAUUAGAAAUACGAGAAGAAGAAAUGGUUUAUAUCUCAUAAGCACCCUCGACGUACAACAAUCUUGACGAUAGACUCAACCACUUUCAACACUUCUUGACGAAAAAGGAGCAUAUAAUUGGAAUUAAUACGAGCUUUUUGGAGGAUCUAGCACCUACAUCACUUUGUGAUAUCGUUUAAGUUUGGCAGUGUGGACGGCUGCUCCUGGAUAUAACCUGGCAUAUGUGAGACUUGUCUCCGCCAUUCUUUCUGAAAGUCCAAAAAAAAAAAAA